UAAAGAAUUGGGGGUCUUGGGCACUGGCAAGAGCAAACACUGCUGAAGGGCUUAUGCUCUAGAGCUGGGAAGGGCAAAAAGAGUUCAGGUAUCAGGUCUAUCCCCACUGUGACUCCAUCACAAAGAAAAACCAAAGUCUUGACUGGUGUUUCCAUGGCUGGUGUUUUCUUGAAGCUGACCUCUCAAGAUAUGAUGUUGGGGCCAGGCACAGUGGCUCACACCUAUAAUCCCAACACUUUGGGAGGCCCAGUCAGGCAGAUCACUUGAGCUGAGGAGUUUGAGACCAGCCUGGGAAACAUAGCAAGACCUCAGCUCUACUAAAAAAAUUUUUUUAAAGGCUAAGUGGCUCACGCCUAUAAUCCCAGCACUUUGGGAAGCCAAGGGUGGAUCACUUGAGCCCAGGAGUUUAAGACCAGCCUGGCCAGCAUGGCGAAACCUCAUCUCUACUAAAAAUACAAAAAUUAGCCAGGUGUGGUGGUGCAUGCUUGUCAUCUUGUUACUCGGGAGGCUGAGGCACGAGAAUCACUUGAACCUGGUAGGCAGAGGUUGCAGUUCAUGCCACUGCACUCCAGCCUGGGCAACAGAGUGAGACUCUGUCUCAAAAACAAAACAAAACAAAACAAAAAUUACAGUUGGACGCGGUGGCUCAUGCCUCUAAUCCCAACACUUUGGGAGGCUGAGACAGGUGGAUCACCUGAGUUCAGGAAUUUGAGACCAGCCUGGCCAAAAUGUUGAAACUCCACCUCUACUAAAAAUACAAAAAUUAGCUGGGCAUGGUGGUGUGCACUGGUAAUCUCAGCUACUCAAGUAGCCGAGGCAUGAGAAAUGCUUGAAUCCAGGAGGCAGAGGUUGCUGUGAGCCUAGAUCAUGCCACUAUACUCCAGCCUGGGCAACAGAGCGAGAUUCUACUUAAAAAAAAAAAAGCCAAGCGUGGUGAUGCACUCUGUAGUCACAGCUAUGCAGGAGUCUGAGGGGCAUGAUGGCUUGAACCUGUGAGGUUGAGGCUGUAAGGAGCUGGGAUCGUGCCAUUGCACUCUAGCCCGGAUGGACUCAGACAAGCAGUGGGACCCUGUCUCUAGGGGGAGAAAAUGACAUUGGUUCCCUCAACCCUGAAAUCCGUAUCUCUGAAUUCUUAGUUUUCUUUCUUUCUUUUCUUUUUUUUAUUCUGAAUCAGCACUGUACUCACAUGCCUUUGGGUCAUGAAAUGAAGACACAGAAGACCUGUGUCUUCUGUACUUAUCCUUCAUAUAGACAGCGUUUCUUUUCUCUUGGGAGUGUGAGGGAAGUUGAUAAAUCCUUUUUAAUUUAUAGCUUAGAUUUGUUUAGCAGCUUUUAGUGUGUGCUCACAUACAUUGUAACAUUUUAAUUCUCAUCAUAACUUUGUGAAGAGGAAAUUUAAAACUCAAAGAGAUUAAAUGACUUGCCUAAAGUCAGAAUCCUCAAACUUGAAUUUGGAUCUUUUGACUUUCCACAUCCCACACUGCAUCUUCAACACAUUUUCAACAGGCUUUUUUUACUCAAUUUCUUUCUCUCCAGUGGAAAAUAAAUGGACAUCAUGUUAAACAGCUAAAGGCCCUCUUUGGAGAGGCCAGCCCUUCCAAGUCAGUAAGUUUAUGCCAUGCAGCCUCUCACUGCCUUUGCCAAGAAUUCCCCUAACACACAAGUACAGCUGCUCUUGUUUAUAUUUCUUUCACCCUACCCUCAAAUAGCCAUAUACUGCAGUUAAAGAAACUUCAAGGGGCUGUGUGCAGUGGCACACACCUGUAAUCACAGCACUUUGGGAGGCCAAGGCAGGAGAAUUUCUUGAAGCCAGGAGUUCAAGACAGUCAUGGGCAACAAAGCAAGACCCUGUCUCUACAAAAAAUUUAAAAAUUAGACUGCGCUAGGUUGCCACCGCUGCUGCUGCCACCAUCAUGCCAGCCCGUCUGGUCUCUGUGAGGCCAGGUGACGCUCCAGAAUGGGAGAAAAGCCAAUUUGGGAGCAGAUUGGAUCCAGCUUCAUUCAACAUUAUUACCAGUUAUUUGAAAAUGAUAGAACCCAAUUAGGCGCAAUUUACAUUGACGCGUCAUGCCUUAAGUGGGAAGGACAACAGUUCCAGGGGAAAGCUGCCAUUGUGGAGAAGUUGUCUAGCCUUCCAUUCCAGAAAAUCCAGCACAGCAUCACGGCGCAGGACCAUCAGCCCACGCCAGAUAGCUGCAUCAUUGGCAUGGUUGUGGGCCAGCUUAAGGCGAAUGAAGACCCCAUGAUGGGGUUCCACCAGAUGUUCCUAUUAAAGAACAUCAACGAUGCUUGGGUUUGCACCAAUGACAUGUUCAGGCUUGCCCUGCACAACUUCAGCUGACCUCUCAGCCAGGCACUCACGCUGUUUCCUCCUCCCUCCUCUUCCCAAUACUAUUCCCACUCCUCCAGAUGCUCCAAAUAUCAUGCACAAAUGAGCAGGGCUGCAGCAGGAGUGGGCGCAGUGCGCUGCUGCCACCAAGGUGUUGUGCAUGAUGUUUGGAUGCUAGACUAGUUGCAUCUGACGGGAGAAGUUUGUGUUGUACUAGCGCAUGCCUUGGAAAGAGUUAAGUAAUGCAAAAGGUUGUCCUUUUUUUUUUAAAUCUACUGACAAGUUGCCCUAGUAACCCGAAGACGUGAAGGAGAAAGCAGCUGCCUCACCGCCCAGACGUUGAUUUGUUCAGAUGUUUCAAUGCCUCAUGAUACAAUAAAACCACAAAAAUUUUAA
Callithrix jacchus (white-tufted-ear marmoset) is the source of this 2725-nucleotide messenger RNA. Lineage: Eukaryota; Metazoa; Chordata; Mammalia; Primates; Cebidae. The record is from RefSeq and is a predicted model, not a curated record.